CGCGGGGUGACUUGCGUGUCCGUGCAGUUCAAUUUGGUUGACAGUCACGGCGACUGUGACUACGCCGCGUUUACCUUGUAAAUCAAUUUAAUAAAUAUUACAACAUACAAAAAUAUAAUAAACAUAUACAACAUAGAGACAUAAGCAAAUUAGUUCCAAACAACAACAACAACAGGAAGAAAUUUUAACGCCUAAGCACAACUCGAGAGCAGACACACACACACACACACCUGCAAAUAAACAUACUCACAGAUACACACAAACAGAGACACACACACACACACAUGGAGAGGACAGCAAUUGGAGGCUCGGCGGUGCAGGUGAUCAAUGCAUCCGAGGAGCACACAUUUGUACUCAACGAGGAUGCACUGAGCGAGGUGCUGAUGCGGGACGAGGUAAAGGAUCGCUAUGUCUGUGUCGUCUCCGUGGCGGGUGCUUUCCGCAAGGGGAAGAGUUUUCUCCUCGACUUCUUUCUACGCUACAUGUACUCAAAGUAUGUGCGACACGAUGUCACGGAUUGGCUGGGCGAUGAGACGGAACCGUUGUCGGGCUUCUCGUGGCGCGGAGGAUCGGAGCGUGAUACCACCGGCAUAUUAAUGUGGUCCGAUAUAUUCCUGCACGAUUAUCCGAAUGGGGACAAGAUCGCCAUCAUACUGCUGGACACACAAGGUGCCUUCGAUAGCCAGAGCACUGUGCGCGAUUGUGCGACGGUUUUUGCCCUGAGCACAAUGCUGUCCUCGGUGCAAAUCUAUAAUCUCUCACAGAACAUACAGGAGGACGAUUUGCAGCAUCUGCAACUGUUCACUGAAUACGGCCGCCUGGCGCUGGCCGAUACCGGCAAAAAGCCAUUCCAGCGUCUGCAGUUCCUAGUGCGCGACUGGAGUUUUCCCUACGAGGCGGAAUACGGAGCAUUCGGUGGCGAUAAGAUACUCAAGCGUCGCCUCGAGGUGUCCGACAAACAGCAUCCGGAAUUGCAGUCACUGCGCCGACACAUCUCGUCGUGUUUCACGGAGGUGGCAUGCUUUUUGAUGCCACAUCCCGGUCUCAAUGUUGCCACAAAUCCAUCUUUCGAUGGACAGCUCCGGGAUAUAACGCCGGAGUUUAAGAACAGUCUACGCACACUGGUGCCCAUGUUGCUGGCACCGGACAAUCUGGUCUACAAGGAGAUCAGUGGACAGCGCGUGCGAGCGCGUGAUCUCAUCCAGUACUUCCAGUCGUACAUGAGCAUCUACAAGGGCAACGAGUUGCCCGAGCCGAAGAGCAUGCUGGUGGCCACUGCCGAGGCGAAUCAUCUGACUGCCGUUGCGGCCGCCAAGGAGCUGUACAAUCAGCUCAUGGAGGAGGUUUGCGGCGGCACACGGCCGUACUUAAGCACCGCCCACCUGGAGACGGAACAUAUGCGUGUGAAGGACAAGGCACUCUUUCAGUUUGCCGCAAAGCGUAAAAUGGGCGGCGAAGAGUUUACGGAGAAGUUCCGUCAGCAAUUGGACACGGAUCUGGAGGAGGUCUUUGUCAACUAUCGGGCACAUAACGAAAGCAAAAACAUCUUCAAGGCGGCACGCACUCCGGCCGUCUAUUUUGCCUGUGCCGUCAUCAUGUAUAUAGUAAGCGGCAUCUUCGGACUGGUGGGACUCUAUACAUUUGCCAACUUCUGUAACCUGGUCAUGGGCGUGGCACUGCUUACGCUGGCACUCUGGGCGUACAUCAGAUAUAGCGGCGAGCUGAGUGACUUUGGUGGCAAACUGGAUGAGUUUGCCACGCUAAUGUGGGAGAAUUUCAUGAGACCCAUCUAUCAGGGUUGCAUGGAGAAGGGCAUUCAGCAUGUGGCCACGCAUGCGACGGAGGCGGCUCUUGGCGGUGGCGGCAGUGCAUCCCGCUCAUCCUCCGCUGCUGCGGUCAAUGGCAAAGUGAAGCGCUCAUGAGAAUACGCCCAAUUAGCACAAAAUAAAGCGCAGCCGUCGCCCGCUACAACACAACAGAAACAACAGCAACAACAAACGACUAACAACAACAACAAUAAUAAUAACAACAACAAUGUUUCUUGCAAAUCGAACAAGAAUACCAAUUACAACCAUAGCAGUGUCACCAACAAUAGAGGCGCAGGAUUUCUAAGCAACAUUUGGGGCAAGUUGAGCGGAGGCAUGCCCCAAACGACGGCGGCGACGGCGACGAAGACGGCCAACUCAGCCUCCAACUCCAACUCAUCAUUGGCCGUCACAAACAGUCGCAAAAACAGGCGCAAAUCGAAGCGCAAUUAAUUAAGUCUAAAUGCAUCGUUUGGUCACAUUUGUUUACUUCUUAAUUGUCGUCGAUUGAUUUGUAUAAAUUGUAAGCCCUAAAUGGAUAGAAACAAAAUAACUAGCUAUUAAUUGCCCUAAAAGGAAUAUUGUUUUUUAUAUAACAUACAUUAAUUUAACAGCUCAGCGCAGCGCUAAAUAAUAUAUUAAUAUACAUAAUAAUAACAUACAUACAAUACAUAUUUAGUAAGUGGCUCGUAUUUGUUGAAAAUCAAAUUUUAAAUUGUUUUUUAUAUGCAUAUAUAUUUACUAUAUGUAAUUAGAAGGAAAAAGAAAACUUGAAACUACAAACUUUCAUGCUGUAAUAUAAUGAAAUUGCUUACGAAUUUAAACUCGUUUAAUUUCCACAAUAUUUUAUCUUGUCUCUUAUAUUCUUAUUAUGUGAAAAAUUCUUGCCUCUUUUGCUUAUUGAUAUGUAUAAAUAAAAUACACACUGUUGUUGGCUCGUUAAACGUA
Messenger RNA from Drosophila innubila, 2753 nucleotides. RefSeq names its product atlastin (gene atl). The transcript is spliced from 5 exons. The record is from RefSeq and is a predicted model, not a curated record. Gene Ontology annotation, molecular function: GTP binding; GTPase activity. Gene Ontology annotation, biological process: protein homooligomerization; endoplasmic reticulum organization. Bases 285 to 1922 code for a protein of 545 amino acids. NCBI's taxonomy places the organism in Eukaryota, Metazoa, Arthropoda, Insecta, Diptera, Drosophilidae.